Messenger RNA from Manacus vitellinus (golden-collared manakin), 856 nucleotides. RefSeq names its product claw keratin-like. Gene Ontology annotation, molecular function: structural constituent of cytoskeleton. The coding region runs from base 222 to 671 and encodes 149 amino acids. The record is from RefSeq and is a predicted model, not a curated record. Gene Ontology annotation, cellular component: intermediate filament. Lineage: Eukaryota; Metazoa; Chordata; Aves; Passeriformes; Pipridae. The transcript has 3 exons.
GGAGGGGACACACAGGCUGCCACAGGACAUGCUUCGGUUCAGGAGGAGUGGGGAAAAGCUCCUGCAUUUCCAAAGCAGAUGGAAAAUCCCCAAGCUCCCAAAGGACUUGAGUCCACUGGUACAGUCCCAGCACUGUGAAAUGGUGGAACACAGAGCCAAAGAUCCCUUGAGAAAGCCACGGACGAGGAAAGAAAGCUGGAGAACUCCUUGUCUGUGUGACCAUGUCCUGUGGCAGCCUGUGUGUCCCCUCCUGUGGGGUGGCCACCCCGGCCCCUCUGGCUGACACGUGCAACGAGCCCUGUGUGCGGCAGUGCCCCGACUCCACGGUGGUGAUCCAGCCCCCGGCCUCAGCGGUCACCUUCCCCGGGCCCAUCCUCAGCUCCUUCCCCCAGCAGAGCGUGGUUGGCUCAGCAGGAGCCCCCGGCGUUGGAGGGGGCUACGGUGGCACUUUUGGAGGCCGUGGGGGCUACGGAGGCUACGGGGGUUAUGGGGGUUAUGGUUAUGGGGGCUGGGGCUAUGGAGGCCUUGGGGGUUAUGGGGGUUGGGGCUAUGGAGGCCUUGGGGGCUAUGGGGGUUAUGGCUAUGGAGGCCUUGGGGGCUAUGGCAGCUGUGGGUACGGGGGCUGGCGCCGUGGCCACAGGUACCUGAAUGGCAACUGCGGGCCCUGCUAAGCCCCAGCCCGAGCCCGGCCACGGAGCCAGGAGAGCUCCAGAAGAGCCACUGGCACAUCCCGACACGACCCUCUGUGGAGAAACAGCCCUUCAGCAUCACUGGCUCCAGAGCCUGGACGCCUCGUGCCUGCCUGGGAACCAGCUCUGCCUUCCUGCUGCCCCGCCUGAGCCCCCCCAGAGCCUCG